Molecule: messenger RNA, 1776 nt
Organism: Labrus bergylta (ballan wrasse)
Lineage: Eukaryota; Metazoa; Chordata; Actinopteri; Labriformes; Labridae
Product: PR domain zinc finger protein 12
Biological process (GO): regulation of gene expression; neurogenesis
Cellular component (GO): nucleus
Molecular function (GO): histone methyltransferase binding
Source: RefSeq, a predicted model, not a curated record
CUUAUAUAAAGAGACCCUCAGAGGCAGGCAGGGCGCACAGUUUGGUGCAGAAGCACAGACAGAGGAGCAGCUCCCCUCUUCUCCGUCUUCUUCUACUUCUUCUAUUCUUGUCGCUGCAUCGCUGCUUUUUCUUUUUUCUUACUUUAAUUUUAGGUUGUUUUUUUUUCUCCCAGUCUUGCAUCAUGGGCUCCGUGCUCCCUGCAGACCCUCUGGCUCUCAAGUCUGGAUUUAAGUGUCCGAGUCGCGCACUCUCGGACGUGAUCACCUCGGACAUCCUGCACAGUUUCCUUUACGGCAGGUGGAGGAACGUGCUGGGAGAACACCUGGCAGAGGAGCGGCACAGCAGCAGCCCAAAGACCGCCUUCACUGCGGAGGUGCUGGCUCAGUCCUUCGUCGGAGAGGUGCAGAAGCUGUCCAGCCUGGUCCUGCCAUCGGAGGUGAUCAUCGCGCAGAGCUCCAUCCCUGGAGAAGGUCUCGGCAUCUUCUCCAAGACUUGGAUCAAAGCAGGGACCGAGAUGGGCCCUUUCACGGGGAGAGUCCUGUCCCCUGAGCACGUGGACUUGCUCAAGAACAACAACCUCAUGUGGGAGGUGUUCAAUGAAGACGGCACUGUGCGUUACUUCAUCGAUGCCAGCCAGGAGGAUCAGCGCAGCUGGAUGACAUACAUAAAGUGCGCCCGGAACGAGCAGGAGCAGAACCUGGAGGUGGUGCAGAUCGGCAGCAGCAUCUUCUAUAAGGCGGUGGAGACUAUCCCACCGGACCAGGAGCUUCUUGUCUGGUAUGGAAACACCCACAACACGUUUUUGGGAAUCCCUGGAGUUCCAGGAAUCGAUGAGGAGCAGCAGAAGAAGAUCAGGAAUGAGGAAUCCCACCCCUGUGAAGGCCCUUCCUCCUGCUCCCCCACCUCAUCCUCCUCCGCCUCUGCAGGACGCAUGCGCUGCGUCAUCUGCCACCGCGGCUUUAACUCCCGCAGCAACCUGCGCUCGCACAUGCGCAUUCACACUCUGGACAAGCCAUUCGUCUGCCGCUUCUGCAACCGCCGCUUCAGCCAGUCGUCCACGCUCCGGAACCACGUGCGCCUGCACACCGGCGAGCGACCCUACAAGUGUCACGUGUGUCAGAGCGCCUACUCUCAGCUCGCGGGCCUCAGGGCGCACCAGAAGAGCGCGCGGCACAAACCGGUGACGCACGGUGCAGAUGUGACGUCCCAGGUGUCCCCUCCUCCUCCUCCUCCUCCUCCUCCUCCUCAGUUGACGGCCAUGACUCACCAACACCAGAUGCCCCUCGUGCACCACAUUCCCACCAUGGUGCUAUGAUGACGUCAACAGGGAGGGUCGGUGACUCAGAUCAACGUUGCACUUUAGAUUACAGCUGUUUGGGAGAAGGGAAGGGAAUGAAUGAGUUAAUGUGACCGUAAAACAUCCCACAAAGACAUUUCAACACGUUUUCCAUUGUUUACAGUUUCCCGUUUCAUUGGCUUUCACAUGAUCCAAAUUCCAGCAAAGAGGAAGUUUUUAAAGUAUUUUGUAAAUUUGAAAUGUGUUGAAAAAAACAACCGUCUUACAAAUAAUUCAUCAGUGUGUCAUUUGUUAAUGCAUAUGUGACUUUCUUCAACACUUUUGAUUAUGCAUCACGGUCUCAGCUGCUCAGUUGAACAGUUCAUUCAGUCAGAGAUUUGUACACUGAGUAGAAAUGGUUACACACACUGAAAACUGAAUUAGUCACUUUAACUUGCACAGACUGUAAACUAUACUAUUGUGUACUUUUAAAAUUGUA